This is a messenger RNA of Chinchilla lanigera (long-tailed chinchilla), 3829 nucleotides long. It is a transcript of the gene Macrod2, whose product is annotated as MACRO domain containing 2. The coding region runs from base 368 to 1789 and encodes 473 amino acids. Gene Ontology annotation, molecular function: ADP-ribosylglutamate-[protein] hydrolase activity. Gene Ontology annotation, cellular component: nucleoplasm. The transcript is spliced from 19 exons. Gene Ontology annotation, biological process: purine nucleoside metabolic process; peptidyl-glutamate ADP-deribosylation; DNA damage response. The record is from RefSeq and is a predicted model, not a curated record. Lineage: Eukaryota; Metazoa; Chordata; Mammalia; Rodentia; Chinchillidae.
CGAGGCGCGCCUUGGCUGGAAAGCGGAGAGCGGCGGGCGGUGCAGCCAAUGAGAGGCGGCGCUGCCUAGCGGCUGGGAGGCGGGGCCUGCGCGGGUGUUAGGUUAGCGCGAGGCGUGACCUAGUUGACAGGCUCUGAGGAGCUGCUGUGGCGGCGGCCGUCGGGCUGAGGCGGGUCGGAGCCGAAGCCGAGUGCUGGCUGUGGGAGGAGGGCGGUGACUGGAGACCGGCGAGCGGCGCGGGACGCAGAGCCUCUUUCACUUUUUCCCUCCCGAGUGCCCCCCUCCGAGCCCUCCCACUCCACACACACCCUGUUUGCCCGUGAGCCUGGGGAACUUGCAGUUUAAAGCCGGCCACCCCCACGGCAACAUGUACCCCAGCAACAAGAAGAAAAAGGUGUGGAGAGAGGAGAAAGAACGUUUACUGAAGAUGACCUUAGAGGAGAGGCGCAAAGAAUACGUAAGAGACUAUGUUGCCCUGACCACCAUUCUAUCCUGGAAGGAGGAGAUGAAGGGCAAGAACCAAAAUGAUGAAGAAAAUACUCAGGAAACAUCACAAGUAAAGAAAAGUUUGAGCGAAAAGGUUUCUCUCUAUAGAGGUGACAUCACAUUGCUAGAAGUGGAUGCUAUAGUCAAUGCGGCCAAUGCCAGUCUGCUUGGAGGAGGUGGUGUGGAUGGCUGCAUUCACAGGGCAGCAGGCCCCUGUUUGCUGGCGGAAUGCCGUAACCUGAAUGGCUGUGAAACUGGACAUGCAAAAAUCACCUGUGGCUACGACCUGCCUGCAAAACAUGUCAUCCAUACUGUAGGGCCAAUAGCCAGAGGCCAUAUUAAUGGUUCCCACAAGGAAGACCUGGCAAAUUGCUAUAAAUCAUCUCUGAAGCUGGUGAAGGAAAAUAACCUCCGAUCGGUUGCAUUUCCCUGCAUCUCAACAGGCAUUUAUGGUUUUCCGAAUGAGCCUGCUGCAGUCAUUGCCCUCGGCACCAUUAAGGAAUGGCUGGCCAAGAAUCACCAGGAGGUGGAUCGGAUCAUAUUUUGCGUCUUCCUAGAAGUUGACUUUAAAAUCUACAAAAAGAAAAUGAGCGAGUUUUUCCCUGUAGAUGAUAAUAAUGAAGAAGACGUUGACAUGAAAGAAGAAUCAGAAGGGCUAGAGCCAAAAGGUCUCUCUCCACCCCACAAGAAGAGCAAAGCGAAGAAGCCAGAAUGUUCCAAAGACUCUAGCGAAGAUGAGAAUGGUCCCGAAGAAAAGCAAAGUGCAGAAGAAAUUGAAGGCCAGAGCCAAGAAGCAGGUGGGCUCAGAUUUCUUUUGAGGAGUCUCCUAGGCCUCAUCCACAGAGAUGGUGUCAGUGCCACCACCGUGCCCAGUCCCGCCGCAGAAGAGACAGUUGAAGUUUGCAAAGAGGAAGAGUCUGCAAAGGAUGGCAAUAUUACAAAAGACAAUGAAGUAACAGAUCAUUCUGUGUGUGACCAAGAUCACCCCGAUGGACAAGAGAAUGAUUCAACAAAGAAUGAAAUAAAACUCGAGACAGAAUCCCAGAGCUCAUAUAUGGAAACAGAAGAGCUUUCAUCCAACCAAGAAGAUGCCACAAUUGUGGAGCAACCAGAAGUGAUUCCACUGACAGAUGAUCAAGAAGAAAAAGAAGGUGCAAACGCUCUAGGCGAAGACACACCUACAGCUUCUGAGAAAAGCCAGGGCUCCAGUGACACUGAAACUGCUGCAGGUCCUGAUGUUGAAAUGAACAGUCAAGCUGACAGUAUAAAUGACCCGACAGAGAGUCAGCAAGAUCACCAAUAGGGGCACAAGGUGAAGCACAGGAACAGAGAUGAAACUCAAGGACAGCCCUCAGCCCCUCGAGGCCUCUCGUGGCCUUGGGGAGUUGGGGAGAUGACAGCUGCGCUGUGCAGGAGGGUGGGGUGGGGUGGGGGGAGGAACAUCCCUCAGAGGAAGGAUGGGGCUCCUUUGCUCUCAUUUCUCCACCGGCAUUAUGUUCUAUUUACCUGGCAAAAAUGAAAGAAAAAAAAGUUUCCUUAUCUUGGUGGGAGGAUCCAUGCUAAGGCAUCUUUCAGGCACUGUCCCUGUCACUUCUGUUUGCUCUCCAACUUUGCCCCAGGUCCCGGUGGAAGGGUUUAACACUCAUGUGUGUCUCCUGGCCCACCUGCCUUCUCAGUUAUUUCACAAAGCUGGCCCUACAGUGCUUUCUCCAAAGAGGAAGAUGAUGGUUGACAGGGUGCAGGCCAAAUUUCAGCAAUCACCAAGCUGUGUCAGUAUAAUCCACAGGGAAAAGAAAAGGAUAGAAAAUGUGAAGAACUCUCAGAAUCCACUUUGGAAAGGUCUGAAUGAUGAGUUUAAAAUGUAUUUUCAGGGUUUCCAAGGUACAGUGUGUCCCCUGUAGCUAGCGAGGGCUGUGGAAAGAGGCUUUAACCAAGAGCACAGAGGUGUAACAAGUAAUGUAGGUCCUGGUGGCCACUGGGGUCCUUUACUUCAUGGUCAGGUGGUGCACCAUGUUGAUUUUCAGCAAAGUUUAGUUGGUUCAUGACUCUUACCAUGAGCUUCAGCAUGGAGCCCGCCAUGAGAUGUAUGAGGUAUGACUGAAAUAUAUGGUGAAUGUUUAAAUUUUUAAAAAUUACACUAAAAGACACACUGUUAAUACUUCCUUUCAAAACACUCCCUCUUGCUUUGAACACACUCCUCCUAUCAUUCUUGCCACUCUCUACAGCAGUUCUGGACAUCCUUUUCCUGACUGUCCUUAUGAGGUGUGAUCAAAAAAUCAGUGAGUGCUGCUGCUAGGAGCCAUCCAGUAGACAAGGCAGGCUGGUAAAAACAGUGUGUCCUCAUUCACAGGCUCUGGCAUGGUAGAACUCAUGGCUCUUCCUCAAAUUCAAAAUGGCCUUGUGAGGUGAACAUUUUGAGUCGAUCAUGGAUAUGGUAGACAGCCAUGAUGACAGAAAUCAAGAUAUGAAAGAAAACUUCUAAAACUGCUUCAGAAAGUGGCAAGAAUGUUGGAACGUGUGUGUUCAAACUGAGGAAUAUUUUGAAAGGGAUUAAUGGUAAUAUGCCUUCUACUGUAAUAAAUUAUAUUAAAAUGAAACACGGAAUCAUACCAUGUAACAAUGGUAAAGAAAGCCUCUGUAGAUGUCAAGACCUAAGAGGGCUUGCUGCAUUUAGGACUCAAACAUAUGCCUAUUACUUUUGAGAUGUCCACUUGAAGUCUCUUGUGUUUUUCACAAAAUAACAGUCCAUGGUUUACUCAAGGAUCCAUGACCACUAAGCAGAAUCCCACUGGAAAUUAAAAGCAAUCAGAGCUUUUGCUUACAGUGCCGGCUCUCUGCUCUGCAUUAUAUGGCAUGGUUUAUUCACACCCAGUUCCAGGCUCCUUUGACAGCUGGCUCCCUCACUAGGAAACCAAUGACUGGCCCAUCAGGGGAUCAGCAUAAGAUGAUGCCUGUGGAGUGGUGGGCACAAGCACCAAAAGUCAUCACAGGUAUCUAUCCCAGGGCCAACAUAAAGCAAGACGCUUGGUUCCAAGGCCAUUCCCUUGUUUUCUGUGGAAACUUGUAUUUACUGCAUAUUUUCUUAAAUCCCUCUGCCUUCCUGUUUAGAGCUUUAAUAAAAGGAGAACAGUAGGAAAUCAACUUGAGUAUUUCUAAAAUGACAGGAUGUCUAUUUCCUAAAUAUCCCAUCCAGUCUUUGGUUCUGUCUUUUCUUCUUUGGAAAACUCAUCGUUUUGUCUUCUGAUGACUUUUAUUUUUGGCCUUUCUGAAUUUGUUGCCCCUCCUGCAUGGCUUAGUUGGUAUAUUGGCAUAAUUAGCAAAUUAUAACUCUGCAUAUGUCAUA